Molecule: messenger RNA, 1700 nt
Organism: Amblyraja radiata (thorny skate)
Lineage: Eukaryota; Metazoa; Chordata; Chondrichthyes; Rajiformes; Rajidae
Gene: sdsl
Product: serine dehydratase-like
Exons: 8
Coding region: 298-1275 (325 amino acids)
Biological process (GO): L-serine catabolic process; L-threonine catabolic process
Molecular function (GO): L-serine ammonia-lyase activity; threonine deaminase activity; pyridoxal phosphate binding
Source: RefSeq, a predicted model, not a curated record
GGCAUUGGGGCCGGGCAGGGCUUUAGACACACUGUUUGCAAGCAAGCAACGUUGCAACGCGAUCUGUUGCAAACCCCCCUCCUCAAAAGCAGUGCAAAGUUUCUGGGGAGGAAUCGGCGAGGCAUCGCCGCCCCCUGUCCGUAGUGAGACAGCACUGACGCCGGCCAAGCGGCCAACGUGACGGGUCGGUUGACAUUAAAUGCCAUUGCUUUUCCGAUCCGGAAGAAUAACUGAGAGGUGUGUCACCCUGGAUUGCGGAACUGUUUAUUUACGGUUUUCGUGUUCACUUGGCAGGUAAUGGCAUCGACAGAGCAGAAGAGCUUUCACAUCUGCACACCACUGCAUAAAAGUCUGGCUCUCUCCAAGGUGGCCGGGACCACAAUCUACCUUAAACUUGAUAAUGUGCAACCAACUGGCUCCUUUAAGAUAAGAGGAGUGGGACAUUUGUGUCAGAAGGCAGCGGAGAAAAACUGCAAGCAUUUUGUAUGUUCUUCAGGAGGAAACGCUGGUUUAGCCGCUGCCUAUGCUGCUCAGAAGCUCCAGAUUCCGGCCACUAUACUGGUGCCCAGUAGCACACCGCUAUUUACCAUUGAGAGGUUGGAAGAAUAUGGAGCUCUUGUGGAAGUGGUUGGCAAGGUUUGGGAUGAUGCUAACAAGCAAGCAUUAAAACUAUCUGAAAAUGAUGGCUGGGUGUACAUACCUCCAUUUGAUCAUCCCUUGAUCUGGGAAGGGCACGCCAGUAUUGUGGUGGAACUUUGGGACGCACUGCCGUGUAAGCCUGGGGCUAUCGUUCUCUCGGUUGGUGGUGGAGGCCUCCUUUGUGGAGUGGUAGAAGGCCUGAAGAAAGUGGGUUGGCGUGACGUGCCGAUAAUCGCCAUGGAGACCAAAGGUGCGGACAGUCUGAGUGAGGCUGUGAAGGCCGGGAGGUUGGUUACACUUCCUGAUAUCACAAGUGUGGCCAAAAGCCUUGGAGCGAAGACCGUGUGUGAGAAAGCACUUCAGAACACACAAGAACACAAUGUUUACUCUGAAGUAAUCAGUGACUAUAAAGCUGUGCAUGCAGUAGAGCGAUUUUUAGAUGAUGAAAGGAUACUGGUUGAGCCAGCCUGCGGGGCAUCAAUAGCUGCCGUCUACAGCGGCAUUCUGCGGCGGCUGCAGCAGGAGGGAGAGCUGCCCAAGGACAUGCAACCGGUGGUGGUCAUCGUCUGUGGCGGAAGCAGCAUCACAAUGGCGCAGCUCAACGAAUACAGAAUGCAACUGCAGAGAGAUGCAUGAAGCAGUUUUUCUCAACGUGACGCCUUCCUUGAAAAUCAUUCCUGCCUGGCAGACUUUAAUCAGGUGAAAUCAUUUGCCUGGGAUAGUCCAAAGGCCUAGUGAAUUGAAUGGAUGAGAAAGGUCCCUUUCAUCAUUUAUUUGCUUUACUCCUCUGUGCUACAAUGUGGGUUGCAGGUCUGUUCUGCCUUGCCACAAAGCUCAAAUCCACGGCAAGCAAAAGUGUAUUUAGUAGUUUCACCUGAUGCUCUCAUUUCUUUCCCACCAUUCUCCACUGUUCCGCUCUCUUUCUUGUUGACUUUCGACUUUCGAGAUACCAGCAUGGAAACAGGCCCUUCGGCCCACCGAGUCUGCACCGCCCAGCAAUCACCCUGUAUACUAGCACGACCCACAUUAGGGACAAUUUUACAAUUUACUAAAGCCAAUUA